GUUAUGGUCCCUGGUGUAAAAUAUUUAACCUUUGUUGAAUACAACAAUUUUCAACAUUACAGAACCGGAGACCAAGCAUACUUCCCAUAGGGAAAUGUAAUGGAGGACGAUGAUGAAGCACACAUAACUAAAAACAUAUCUGUAUUUAGCCACAACGAUGGCUGCCCGCCUCAUUCUCCUACUGCUACUUUUCUGGAAGUACUGUGUAGGGGUGAAGAAAAAUUUAGGCGUUUUGCAUCUGGAACGAAGGCUGGGUUUGCUCUGCACAGAAUUAACAGAAAAUUAGGAGUAAAUGUGAGGGCAGCCACUUGCAUUGAGGCUGUCAAGGAUGGGGAAGAUCCUGUUGAGUUUGGGCCCGAUGCGGAACUGGUCAUCUACGGUCCAGGCUGGAGACUUCAGACCUUGCAUGAACAAGAUCUUGAUUUCAGACCAGUGAACUCGAGUUUGUAUCCUAACCAAUCAAAACAGAACCCUUCCGAGGUUUAUCCAACAUCAAAAGUGAAGAGGAGAUCCAACUCAAAAUUCACGGUUUGGUAUUUUGCAAAAAUUGCACUUGCAUUUUGUUUUGUUUUCUUCCUAGCUGGAACAUUCAUUCUAAUAUUAGAAAAUCUUCCACAAUUUCUUUCAUACUUGCAAGAGUAAAAGAAUCCAGUUCAUGUACAUGGAAGCUGAAUGUGGAGCUCCGGUCUAAUGGAGUCAAUUAGUUCUCUUGGCUCUAUGAUGAUGAUUUCUAAUUUCCUUUACACCAAAUUGGUCUGUGGGACCUAUUCAAUGCAUCAUUCAGUUAUACAAUUUAACAUCUUUUUACUUU
Molecule: messenger RNA, 811 nt
Organism: Cryptomeria japonica (Japanese cedar)
Lineage: Eukaryota; Viridiplantae; Streptophyta; Pinopsida; Cupressales; Cupressaceae
Exons: 4
Coding region: 100-642 (180 amino acids)
Source: RefSeq, a predicted model, not a curated record